AUCACCAUGAACUUAUCCUUGAAUUCUCCAUUAUAAAAUGUCAAUAACCCGCUACACCGUCCCCAUCCCAGCCGACACCAUAAUCCUCGAAACCCUCGAUGACGUGGACAUCUUUGUCGCAGCCCACCCGGACACCUGCGCGUAUGAAGAACACGGGGGCUACUACAUGAAAAAUGACACGGGGGUGAUAUUUGCCAUCACCUCGGAUGAGCUGAGCGAGGAGUUUGAUAGGAGAAUGGCGGACUUGAGGGCGAAGAUUGAGUCGGGGGAGCUGUCAGAGUGACCGAUAUCGCCACUUUGCCAGUGUGGAGACUUCAUCGACUAACAGAUGCCGAAUGGCCCAGACCGAGAGCCGAUGAGAUCCACUGUGGGGAUAUGCGUUUGUGAGGCCAUUUAUGUUAUUUGGACAUCUCUUUAUUAUCAGUACAAAGUAUUAGGAGAGUUGAUUAAUAUAACUCCAAAAUGCCAUCCACUGACUGGUACAGAAUGCCAGUUAGAAACAUGCGAG
Messenger RNA from Aspergillus wentii DTO 134E9, 508 nucleotides. RefSeq lists its product as uncharacterized. The transcript is spliced from 2 exons. The record is from RefSeq and is a predicted model, not a curated record. NCBI's taxonomy places the organism in Eukaryota, Fungi, Ascomycota, Eurotiomycetes, Eurotiales, Aspergillaceae. The coding region runs from base 38 to 283 and encodes 81 amino acids.